This is a messenger RNA of Planococcus citri (citrus mealybug), 2324 nucleotides long. RefSeq names its product atlastin-3-like. The coding region runs from base 510 to 1865 and encodes 451 amino acids. Gene Ontology annotation, molecular function: GTP binding; GTPase activity. Gene Ontology annotation, biological process: protein homooligomerization; endoplasmic reticulum organization. NCBI's taxonomy places the organism in Eukaryota, Metazoa, Arthropoda, Insecta, Hemiptera, Pseudococcidae. The transcript has 8 exons. The record is from RefSeq and is a predicted model, not a curated record.
AUAUAAUUAUGAUGUCGUUCUCAAACGUUUCAUUAUUUUAUCAAUUGAAUAUUUUCAUGAUAAAAAAAGUUGCUGAUGGUGUGAAUCAUUGCAGUGGAUUGAAUCGCAUUUUGAUUAGCAGUUUUUAUGUAGAUGUUCUUCGCGUCUCCUUUGGUGUUUCGUGAAUAAACUGAAAUGAGUUGUGCUCAUAUGGACGUAUACACUAUACAGUAUAACUAUGAUUAAAAUUUAAGAACGGUGAUGAGUGGUUUGUCUACAAUUAGGUACAAUUCUGUUUCGUUUUUUUUAACAGUAAAUUUAUUAGAAGCAUUUCAGCUUCUUUUCAUGAAGUGACAAUUUUUGCCACCUCAAGUUGGAUAUAUCUGAAUAGCUAGGUAGUGAAAGUGUUGACUCAGGUGUUUCAAACGUGAAAGGUAGGCAAUAGUGUUUAUUCUGCUCCGUAUUUUAUUGAUUGCUGAGGAAUAGGUACCGCACACUUUUACUGCACGAAUCAACUGUAGACACCCGUGAUGAAGGAUUAUCCUCACGCCGUACCAAUUGUUGUGCCAAUCAAGGAAAAUGGACAACAUAAAUAUUCACUGGAUGAGAAAGCUCUGAGAAAAAUCUUGCUGCAGGAUCACAUUAGAGAUCGCAAUGUAGUGGUGGUAUCAAUUGCUGGACCAUAUCGAAGAGGGAAGUCGUUUUUGUUGAAUUUUUUCUUACGUUAUAUGAAUUUCAAGGUAUUUCCAAUUUUCCAGCAAACAUCCGGCUGUGAUACAAAAUGCAGUUGGUUAGGAGACGAGAAUACCCCUCUGACAGGAUUUCCGUGGAAAAGAGGAACGGAUGUCGUUACAACAGGAAUUUUAAUGUGGUCUGAAGUAUUCUGCAUGACUUCACCAACUGGAGAAGAAGUUGCCGUCAUUUUUCUCGAUACUCAAGGAAAAUUCGAUGACGAAAGCACGGUUCGAGACUGCGUCACAGUAUUCGCUCUCAGCACAAUGCUGAGUUCGAUUCAAAUGUAUAAUUUAGUCCAUAAAAUACAAGAGGACGAUUUACAAUAUUUACACAUGUUCACCGAAUAUGGACGUUUGGCUUCCGAAAACACUGGUAACACACUAUUUCAAAAAUUACAAUUCAUUGUCAGAGAUUGGGACUGGGCAUACGAGAAGAGUUAUGGUCCGGAGGGAGGCAAAAUGCUUCUGGAGGAGAAGUUGAUGGUUUGUAUUGAAAUAUUGCGAGAAUUACAAUGUACUGCUGAAGGACAACAUCCUGAGAAAAUAAAAUUAAAGAAUCACAUUAAAUCAUACUUCGAUGAUAUCCAGUGUUUUUUGUUGCCGGAUCCUGGACCCAAAGCGAGAACGAGUCCCGAGUUUGAUGGGAAAUUAUCUGAUAUAGAUGAUGAAUUCAAAACCUAUUUAGAUCAACUUGUUCCUCUGAUAAUGGCGCCAGAAAACCUAAUCCAGAAAGAAAUCGGGGGUACAAAAAUCACAGUUGAAGAUUUCUUACUCUAUUUUAAACGCUACGUGGAUGUGUUCAAUGGCAUUGGCAACAUGCUACCUGAGCUUAAAUCCAUUUUUGAUGCGAAUGUGGAUUUAACUAACUUGAAAGCUGUUGCAGCAGCGAAGAAAACGUACAAAAAACAAAUGGAGAUUUUUUGUGAAACCAUUCACCUUAAUAACGAUCAGUUUGAACAAGCGCAUCAGAUAAGUUUGGGAUACGCUCUGGAAAAAUUUAAUGUAACCCCAAAAAUGGGAGGAGUGGAAUGUUCUGUAAAGUACAGAACUGACCUGCAAGAGAAAAUCAAUAAUAAAUAUCGCUGGUGGAAACUCGUCAAUGAAAGUAACAAAAGUAAAAUUGGGACCAUAACAAGUUGCGGAUUAAUGUAGUUGAGUAUUUAAGUACAUUACUAAUAUACUGAGUGACUUGAAAGUUCUAGAACCAAAUUUUUUCUAUUUAUGUGAAAAACUUACUCGAAAAAAAAACUUCUCAACUAGAGAAAAGUUCUCUCAAAAAAAAAUUUCGAAAAAAAACAUUACAUAAUCUAUUUGCGUUAGGGGGGGGGGGGUGUGAAAAUUUUUUAGAAGGCCCGCAUUUUUUCGCCGCAAGCUCACAUUGACUUUCAGCGACGUGGGAGGCCAAUAUUGUCUUAUUCCUGUACUUAUUCAAAAAACGUAUAGAUAUAUGUAUUAAGCAACUUUUGUCACAAUAUUACGUUUGUGUGAGCAGCAUUUAUUUUUAAUAUUUUUACGAUUUAUUGUACAUACCUCCAUGAUAAACUAAAUUUACCUACCUUUGUGUGUUAUUUGCUUUUUUGCAUGACUUAAAUUAAAAAAUAUGGUUUUCAA